CUGGUUUGUUUUUCAGAUGAUGAUGGUUUUAGUGGCAUGGAUUGGCUUGGUACACAUCCAGACUCAUUGAAAGGUUUUUCGUGGCGUGGUGGUAGCAAGCGAGAUACGAAUGGAAUUCUCAUUUGGAGUCAGCCUUUUAUAAUGAAAGAUAAAAAUGGAGAGGAGAUUGCAGUCAUCCUCAUGGAUACACAAGGGACAUUUGAUUCCCAGAGUACGGUCAAGGAUUGUGCCACCAUUUUUGCGCUUUCUACAAUGGUGUCUUCAAUGCAGAUAUACAAUUUGCUACAUAAUAUUCAAGAAGAUCAUUUGCAACAUUUACAAAUGUUUACCGAGUACGGACGACUAGCAAUGGAAGAUAAUGAAAACAAACCUUUCCAGUCGUUACAAUUUCUUGUACGUGAUUGGUCUUUCCCUUAUGAAGCGGAGUUUGGUUACCAAGGAGGUCAGCGUGUUCUCGACGACCGAUUACAGGUCUCAGCAAAGCAGCAUCCUGAACUGCAGCAACUGCGGCAACAUAUUCGCAGUUGCUUUGAAAACAUAUCCUGCUUUCUUAUGCCGUAUCCUGGCAUAAAGGUUGCUACGAAUCCAGACUUCAACGGUUCUUUGGCUGAUAUCGAACCGGAGUUCCAACAACAAUUGCGUGUAAUGGUGCCUCGCAUUCUCGACUCAUGUAACUUGGCAAUGAAAGAAAUUAAUGGACAUAAAGUGACGUGUAGAGAGCUCGUCGAAUAUUUCAAGGCAUAUAUGAAAAUUUUCCAAGGCCAAGAUCUACCUGAACCGAAAUCUAUGCUUAUGGCAACUGCGGAAGCGAACAACUUGGCUGCUGUUGCUAGUGCACGAGCUCUUUAUCAAAGAGAAAUGGAGGAGAUUUGUGGCGGUGACACUCCGUACAUGAGCACCAAUGAGUUACUUGAACAGCACCAGCUCUGCAAAAACGAUGCUAUCCGCGAGUUUCGCAAUACUCGGAAGAUGGGCGGAGUGGAGUACAGUGUCCAAUUUUUGGCGAAACUUGAAGAUGAAAUAGAGGAAAGCUACGAGUCCUAUCUGAAGAUGAACAACGGAAAGAACUUGUUCAAAUCAAUGCGCACGCCAGCUGUUCUUGUUUCAUUGAUGAUAAUCGACUAUAUAUGUCAGGAAUUCUGUCAGAUGAUUGGACUCGACUUUUUCGCUGGACUCUUUUCCUCUAUACUGGUCAUUGUUAUUGGAGCACUAACUGUUUGGGCUUAUGCGAGGUACUCCGGCACACUCCGCGAAGCCAGUGGCUGGGUUGACGACGCUGUCACUUUCAUGUGGACGAACUUCAUAUCACCGAAUGCUGGACAGUUGGGAGCUCUGGGUGGUGCCAUUCAACUCGGAGAUAAAUUAAGUGUAGGUUUCUUCACUUCUUGA
Molecule: messenger RNA, 1389 nt
Organism: Haemonchus placei
Lineage: Eukaryota; Metazoa; Nematoda; Chromadorea; Rhabditida; Trichostrongylidae
Source: the annotation of a GenBank genome assembly